GUGAGACACACACGUAUCCUCUGUACAGUCUCAGUGUUCAGCUUCAUCAUGGCCGGACGUCUGCUGUUUGUCUUCUUCAUGUAUGUCUUUAAUGGGAUUCAAACAGAAGCUCGUCUUCCACCUAAACUUACAGUGAAUUCAGCGGUGAUCACAGAGACAGACUCAGUCACACUGAACUGUCAGACUCCAUCAUCUGUGUCUGUGUCUCAGUGUUAUUACCAAACUUUAAGUGGAGGAACUGUGAAGAUAUUAUCCUGUCAGCAGACACUGACAGGAAGUGAGCUGCUGAAGAUGGAUCAUCAGAGUUCACCUGCUGAGGUCAAAGUGAAAUGUUUUUACACUGUUCAGAAUGGAGGCAGAAAUGCUCCACACAGUGACACAGUCUCCAUCAGCAUACAAACUCUUCCUCAACCUGACCUGAUGGUGAAUCCAGCGGUGAUCACAGAGACAGACUCAGUCACACUGAACUGUCAGACUCCAUCAUCAGUGUCUGUGUCUCAGUGUUAUUACCAAACUUUAAGUGGAGGAACUGUGAAGAUAUUAUCCUGUCUGCAGACACUGACAGGAAGUGAGCUGCUGAAGAUGGAUCAUCAGAGUUCACCUGCUGAGGUCAAAGUGAAAUGUUUUUACACUGUUCAGAAUGGAGACAUAAAUCUUCAAUCUCCAGAAAGUGAAUAUUCCUCUGUCUCUGUUCAAAGUGAGACAAACUCAAACAAGGAGAGUGCCAGCACUUUGACAACCUCAGUUUCUAUUGUAACUUCACCUGCUGAUCAAGGUUGGACUGUUGGCACAAGUGUAAAUGGUGGUUCCACUGUUACCUCCCAAACACCAGGGACACCAGAAUCAGGUCCGACUGUAAGUCUUCCGGAUACUAAAGAAUUGUGGAAUUGGACAUUUGUCUGGGUUUUCGCUGGCUGUGGAUCUACUGUGAUCAUCACAGUGAUUGUUAACGUUAUUCUCUGGAAGAAAAGAAGAGCUGGUAUUGUAGAGAAAGAGUCCAGAAGGAACCAGAGAAUGCCAUCACUCAUCAAAACCACAGUCACAGGUUCUGAGGGAAUGGAAAGGAGUGAGUCUCGGAAAAGCAACCGGUCUUUGUACCAUAUUUACUCUACCAUCUAUGAGGGUCAGACUGCAGCAGCCAGCAAAGACAUGAUCUACAGCAAGCUGCAGGCACACUGACAUGCUAACAGUUUAAAAGUGUGUCCAAGAAGAGAAGAAGUUGACUGAUGUGAUGUAGAACCAGGGGUACCCAUCACAGACCAGACAGCAGCUGUCAUAUUUCUGACGGACCGGUAACGGCCCGAGGCCCGAUGGUUGGGGACCCCUGAUGUAGAGUAAUCCUGAGCUUCUCUAAUGUCUUCUUCUCAAAUCAACCAAGAUGUAAAACGAAUCCAAAGUUUUCCAAUGUAUUUCAGUCAGAAUAUCAAGUUCAAUCCUGCUUUUUACUGAAAUGUUUGCUUUAAGGUGAAGAUAGACAAUAUUUUUGGAUCUACUUCGUCUCAGACUUGUUGUUUGCUUACUUCUGCACAAACACUGUAUGCUACAGACCCAAUGCAAAAUAUUUGAAUCUUUGUAUAUUUCAAAUAAAACUGAAUUAAUGUG
This is a messenger RNA of Labrus mixtus (cuckoo wrasse), 1602 nucleotides long. RefSeq lists its product as uncharacterized. The record is from RefSeq and is a predicted model, not a curated record. Lineage: Eukaryota; Metazoa; Chordata; Actinopteri; Labriformes; Labridae. The transcript is spliced from 11 exons. The coding region runs from base 49 to 1179 and encodes 376 amino acids.